UUUCCCUAAAGGUGUCUCUGCUACAUGGAACCACAGAAUAUAACACAUGUCUCUGAAUUCCUCCUCCUGGGCCUCUCAGACAAUCCAGAAUGGCAGACCCUCCUCUUUGGAACGUUCUUGUCCAUGUAUCUGGUCACUGGGCUUGGGAACCUGCUCAUUAUCCUGGCUGUCACCUCUGACAGCUACCUCCACACCCCCAUGUACUUCUUUCUCUCCAACCUUUCCUUGGCUGACAUUGGUUUCAUCUCCACCACAGUCCCAAAGAUGCUUAAUGACAUCCAUACACACCACAAAAUCAUCUCCUAUGUUGACUGCCUGAUUCAGUUAUGUUUGUUAAAUUUUUUUGGAUGUAUAGACAGUCUGCUCCUCACUACAAUGGCCUAUGACCGGUUUGCGGCCAUUUGUCUCCCCCUCCACUACCCAGUCAUUAUGAACCCCCGCCUUUGUGGUCUGCUUGUUUUGGUAUCUUUUUUCAUUAGCCUUUUUUACUCCCAGUUGCACUGCUUUAUGAUGUUACAACUUACCUUCUGCACAGACGUGGAAAUCCCUAGUUUCUUCUGCGACACUCCACAACUUCUCAACCUUGCCUGUUCUGACACCUCCACAAAUACCAUAUUAGUGUAUUGUAUUUGUGCCAUCUUUGGUGGUGUUCCAGUCUCAGGGAUCUUUUUCUCUUAUAUGCGAAUUACUUCCUCCAUUCUGAGAGUCCCAUCAUCAGGUGGAAGGUAUAAAGCCUUAUCCACCUGUGGCUCUCACUUGUCAGUCAUUUGCUUAUUUUAUGGAACAGGCCUUGGAGUGUACCUCAGUUCAGUUGUCUCACAUUCUCUCAGGAGUGGUGCAGUGGCCUCAGUGAUGUACGUCAUUGUCACCCCCAUGCUGAACCCCUUCAUCUACAUCCUGAGGAACAGCGACAUCAAGAAGGCCCUGCAGAGACUCCUCAGUAGAACAGCCUAUUUUUAA
Molecule: messenger RNA, 960 nt
Organism: Trichechus manatus latirostris (Florida manatee)
Lineage: Eukaryota; Metazoa; Chordata; Mammalia; Sirenia; Trichechidae
Product: olfactory receptor 18-like
Exons: 1
Coding region: 25-960 (311 amino acids)
Biological process (GO): G protein-coupled receptor signaling pathway
Cellular component (GO): plasma membrane
Molecular function (GO): G protein-coupled receptor activity; olfactory receptor activity
Source: RefSeq, a predicted model, not a curated record